UUGUCCCUGUAGAAUUGUGCCAAUACACUGAUACUUUCUAAUUUCUGAUACCCCUCAAAAUACAUCUAUGCUGUGGUGAAAGAUUUGUCGAUAGGACCUUUCCUAAUCCUCUUUGUUCCAAGUUUGUUUGUUAUUUAUUAAAUUUAUAUGUGCAUCCAUGUCACAAAAAGUGACUGGGCAGUGUACAAUGUAAAAGUGUGUUAUAUUUAUACUGCUAUAGAUACUGUUAUAUACUGCAUAUUCCUUUGUCUGUGGUAGUGGGCAUGAUAUGUAUCUCUCCUUUGGUAAUUUAUCUGUACCUUGGCUUCCAACAUUGCCAUCAAUAAAACAGAAUCAUUUAUUGGCAUUUUUUCUGCAGAUGGCAAAAUUAUCUCUUCCAAAAACAGCCGUCAUGCUUGCCACCAUGUUCCUCACUUAUUUCAUGUAGAAAAUACUGCUGAUUGGAAGACUAAAUCCAAAGAACAAUUGGAGGAAAGCUGCAUCCCUCCAUGUACUCAUUCAUUCAGCCAGCUUCAGGAAGGACUUGCCUCUGCAUCAUGUUGCCCACCCACCCUUCCUACACAUAAACCCUCACGUGCUGAUUUUCUAGAGGAACAUAUGUUUGAGAUUCGAACUCUGUGGCAGUGUCUAGAGAAGUCCAUCUAUACCAAUGACCGUUUGCGGGAACAACUGGAAAUAUAUCUCACCUCAGUGGCAAAGAGCAAUGAGUUGGAGCACCUGCAGAAGGCUCUGCUUGAGUCACAUUCAAAACUCCAUGAUGGCAAGUUGAAGCUGGAAUGGCAGCGGAUUGAGCAGCAGCAACUACAGGAAGACAUUCAGAGCAAGCAGCAAGAUCUUGCACUGCUUCAAAAGGAGGUCAUAGCUUUACAGAUGAACAAUUCCAGGCUUCAGCAUAGAAUGAUAAUGCUUCAGCAGCAGUGUGAAGAAAACAGAGUGCUCUUCCAGACCCAGCAGGCUGAACUAUGUGUCUAUGAAGCACAGCAUGGACCACUGCAGAAGGCAGUCUCUGGGGAGCAUACAUUGCUGCUGACAGAAGAUGACAAAAAGCAAGGAAUUCAUGUCAUAGGAUACCUUCAGGACUAUAAUACUCUUAAGAAACAGAUUUUGGAUGCCAAGACUCGAAUCCACCAAAUGGCAUCACUUCUGCAGCCUGACCUGAAACUACAGGACAACAUGAUUUUCUACCAAGAAAACACUAGGAAAUUACUCAUCCAUACCAGCACUUUGCAUCAGAUCCUGGAGAAUUCCACUUCCCUCCUUGCAAUGUUUUGGAGAGCAUCAUCUCCCAUGCCUCUCAGCUCAGCUCAAAUAAGGCAACCCACAAAGGAUCAGACAAUAGCUGAAGAAAUCCAAAUACUCAGAGCCAAAUUGGCUGAGCAAGAGGAUCAUGUGCAGAGUGCUAAUCAUAUCAAAGGAAGUGUGGAGAACUUCAUUCUCACUCACUUGACUGGAACAUACAAUGUGCUGAAGAAAGCAAGAAUCAACCUGGAGGGGAUGUCCCAGCAGCCUAAAUCCAUUUCUUUCAUUGGCCAGUGAAGAAACGGGUUCAUCCACACGGUCAGAAAUAUGGAGAAAGAAAAAUAGAUUCAACAUUCACUCCUAACCCAUCUAGGCUUUUUCAAAUCAUCUCUUCAUAUGCUCUGCUCCUAGACUCAGUGGGAAAUUUAUUUGGAAAUGCUCCAGACAUUAGUGCAAUGCAAUACCUGGACAAAAGUUAUGUAUAUCAGGUGUACAAAUACCAAUAGAGACUAGACUGUAGUCAAAAUGCUAUUGCAAGAGAAAAGGAGACUGUAAGAAUGACAUCUCAGAUGUGUCCUAGUCUUAGUGUUUGAUUCUUUGGAGUAUGGUGCAAGAAUGUGCAUGCUAUUAGGAUUAGGAAAUUGAUACAUCAUGCAUUAUCAUUAUUAUUAUAGUUGGUUAUACAGUCAGCCAGAUGUUUAGAUUGGAUUUGGCAUUUUCCUCCAACUAUCAAGUCCUUCCCAAGGACAAGGAAAGCAGAUGUAAUUGUUUCAUAUUGUUAAAUAUCAUUGCAGGAUGAAAGCUCUUCCCAGCUCUUUUGCAACUGAGUAAUGGUGACUUUGUCAGUGUUGAUGCUGCAGGUGUUUCAAAUUGAACCCAAUUAUUGUAACAACCUUGCUCUUGACAACGGUGACCUUGACAGUAAGACCUGACAAUAAAAUCCACCUAUUUGAUGUUUUUAUAUAUAUGAAUUCCCAUAUUUUAAAAAAAAUCCUAUCUGCAAUUUACAGGUGUUGGAAAUUGGCUCAUAAAUAGCACCAUUUUUUCUUAUUCUCAGUAUAAACAGGGCUGUACUGCCUAAAGAAGCCUUUUAUAUGAUUGCAAACCACUGCCAUUCUCUUGCCAUUUCAAGUACCUUUCAAGAUGAGUUUUAGGCCUGAAAUUAGCUUGGAGGCCUAUUCUAGAAGAGGGAAUCCCUGUGAAACACAGCUUUUAAAGCCAUCAGUGAUGGUAUCUUUCUUCUAAGCUGUUUAAAUUAAGAAUUGGGGACUUUUUUUGACAAUAGCUUUAUUUGGAUGAGAGUAGAAAGAGUAGAAAGUCUGGAGAACUAAGAUUUACUCCUUCAUAUUUAUGUUAUAUGUUUGUUCAACAAUAAACCUGAUGUGACCU
Protobothrops mucrosquamatus (brown spotted pit viper) is the source of this 2628-nucleotide messenger RNA. RefSeq names its product myomegalin (gene PDE4DIPP5). The record is from RefSeq and is a predicted model, not a curated record. NCBI's taxonomy places the organism in Eukaryota, Metazoa, Chordata, Lepidosauria, Squamata, Viperidae. The coding region runs from base 598 to 1536 and encodes 312 amino acids. The transcript has 9 exons.